AUGGACAUGGAGCGGGGCCCAGAGGAGGUCGCUCUUGGGGCUCUUGGGCUCGCCGGCUUCUGCCGCAAGACCCUCCGCGUCGUGCGCUCCCGUCCUCCAGGCUUCGCCUUCUUGGCCGGCGGAGUGACCAUGCUCACCCUGUCCUUGCUCGCCCACAUCGCCAUCUCCCGCUCCCUCUUCCCCGACGCCUUCGGCUCCUCCCACGCUGGCGCCGGCCUCCUCCGUCUCGCCACGAACUGGGCACCCUUCUUCCUCCUAGAGGUCGCCUACCUCCUCGUCAUCGUCGUCCAGUGGCUCGGCGCCACCAUCUGCUGCGUCUUCUCCGUCGCCCCGCGCUACGGCGUCACCGACGACCGCGAUACCGGCGACCUCCGUACCAUCCCCAGGUUCCGAGGGGACUCCCGCAGCGCCGCGCUCCAGGUUGCCGGGCGCCUCGCAGCCAUCUGCCUCCUGCUCCUCGGCUACACCGCCCUCACCGGCGCCUCCGCCUGGCUCGCGCACGGCCACCUCCUCAACGCUGCUCCCGGUGAGAAGAGCGGCGUGAAGCUGGCGCGGGUAGCACUGCCACUGCUGGGCGGCGUCGUGUACUUCGCCGGGGCUAGGCACAUCGGCUUGGUGUGGCGCGUCGCCUCCGUGAUGGUGGUGCUGGAGGACGCCUGGAGCUUCCGCGCCCUGCACAUGAGCGAGGAGCUCCUCCACCUCGCCCGCAUGUCCUGGGCCCCGGCCGCCGUCUUGACGCUCGACGGGUGCAUCCUGGCCGUGCAACUGGCCUUCGGCGCGCUGGUGGUCGACGACGUGAUGGGCCUCGGCGUCUGGCUCCGAGUGGCCGCGGGGGUGGUGAUGGCGGUGGCGCUGUGGGCGGCGGUGAUGGCAGGGAUGGUGGCGCAGGUGCUGCUGUUCUUUGUGUGCAAGAGCUACCACCGCGAGAGAGAGCUUUGA
Molecule: messenger RNA, 939 nt
Organism: Aegilops tauschii subsp. strangulata
Lineage: Eukaryota; Viridiplantae; Streptophyta; Magnoliopsida; Poales; Poaceae
Source: RefSeq, a predicted model, not a curated record